Molecule: messenger RNA, 2458 nt
Organism: Musa acuminata AAA Group (dessert banana)
Lineage: Eukaryota; Viridiplantae; Streptophyta; Magnoliopsida; Zingiberales; Musaceae
Product: transcription factor bHLH144-like
Exons: 2
Coding region: 906-1556 (216 amino acids)
Molecular function (GO): protein dimerization activity
Source: RefSeq, a predicted model, not a curated record
AAGCCACCGACCCAAUCCAUAUAGGGUUCGUAGGGCAUCGAACUCCCCUCCCCUGUCUCUGGCUACUCCUGCUUCUGGUACUCGUGAUCUCAGCUGGAUCUCGUUGGUUUGCAUUGACCCGUGCAGAAAUCACCCCGUGAGUCUCCAUCUAUAUCUUAUCUCUUUUGGCCGCGUGGGAUUUGCUUCUCUCGCGUCCUCUUCGGGCUUCUUAGAUUGAGCUUGCUGCAUGCGUGGGUUGGUUUCCUUCUCUACCCCGUGGUGGUUUAUAUUGUGCUUAGCAGCUGAGCUGCUGCUUGCAUUAAUCGUUCGUCUGCAGGACCCGAGGAUUCGAGAUCAAGCCUGCAAGCAUGCCGUGGGCGUCGGCGGCUGCUGACUUCUACGGGGAGUGCGUUCCCUUGGUCGUCUGCUUUGGUGUCAUCGUGUGAAGCUGAGCUGGGAUACUAGAGGGAGGAUCGCUGUUCCCGGGAGAAAAUUGGGAAUGCACAUUGAAGUCAUUCUGAAGGGACACCAAACAGCAACCAAGGUUUCGGAGAUCAUAAUGAGCGUUAGGAUCAUUGCUUAUUCUCAAUUGCUGCAAGUUUGUCAGGUAGUCUCCAUGACAAACCUUUCGUGGUGGUGAAUUCAUGUUCGAUGAUCUUCUACUGAAAGCAGAUUGCCACAGUGCCAUUAAUCCCUUUCUUUGGGAUGUGGCAGGCUGAGUACUUCCGCCAGUUGCUUAAGCCUGUUACGUAGGUGGAAAGCUUAGCGUCGAAAGCAAGUCGGAUCUGCAGUCUGCUUCUGUGUUCUUGUUUCUUGUUCUGUCACAAGGCUCUCAUCGAGGAAGAGCUAAUCAGAUAAGCGUUCGGUCCUCGAGCGUCAUUCCCUGCUCAUCGUCAUCGGAUCGUUCCCACUGACGGCGAGGCGCCAUGCAGAGGAACCCAAGAUAUUUUGCUGGGAAGGCUCCGCCUGAGGACGCGUUUGAUGUGAGCGGCUAUGGCUUCGACUCCACUGUCGCAGGGCACGAGCAUCAUCAUGACUUCCCUUCUCCGCUGAACAACAUCGAGUUCCAGCCAUCUGAAACCUGCCCCAGGAACUUUGUCAUCUUUGACCAGACAUGCCACAGGAGCCGGGUCAUGUUCCAUCCUUCCCUGGCCCACAAGUUGGGCUCUCCGGGGCUCGAUGUCCAUGGAAGCCAUGCCUACGAGGCUGGCAAAAGCGCGUACAGAGACGAUGACGAGGACGCCGAAGAUAUCGAUGCGUUGCUGAGUUCCGAAGACGGCGAAGACGAUGAUGUAGUCAGCACCGGGAGGACGCCGGGCAGCUGGGGAAGCAGCUCGCCGGAUACUGCAUGCUCGUCGCGACCCAAGUCCGCUUCCUCCAAGAAACAAGUCUCCGGCAACGUCGGCAGUAGUAGCCACAAAAGGGAGAAGAUGAAGAAGAUGGUCAAGACACUCAAGGGCAUCAUUCCCUGCGGUGAUCGCAUGGAUACUCCUGCUGUUCUCGACGAGGCUGUCAAGUAUCUGAAGUCUCUCAAAGUUGAAGUGAAGAAGCUCGGGAUGAAGCACCUCGACCACUGAAAGAUUGAUGGCAACGAUCGACGGAGAUGAGUUCAGGUUUUGGUUUUGGUUCUGUUGUAAGCCAUUGUUUGGUGGAAGAAGCAUUUGCGGAUGUUUGAUGUGGCAUUACAGAUCCACGCUUUAGUUCUAAGGACCACUCUGUUUGAGAUAUCUUCUCGUCAUGCUGGUGGUAAUCUUGAGAGAACACUCGGCUAACAAAAUCUCGGUGAGAACGACGCAAAUGACCGUGACAUGUUUCGUGCACGCAUCAUCAGAGCAACUGCGAAACCAUUCGGUUCGCAUGCUGUCGACCAGUCCACUUCAUUCUUCUCCUAUGACCACAAGCCAUCGUCCCCAACAGCGGCUAUAUAAGCAGUCCCAUGACGGAGGCAUAAAGCUCAGCUGCAGAAGCAACAUCGCGAUGGCGUCCCGAGGAGUGACCGCGAUACUAGCGACGAUGCUGGUGGUGGCGGCAUUGGCCCUCCCGGUCUCGGUGGUGCGCGGCGAAAAGAAAGGCGAUACUGGAAUGGCGAAGGAUUGCUCGGGACGGUGUAAUAUGUUGCCCGGGAUCAUCCGAUAUCUGUGCUGGAUCAUAGUUUGCGGUGGUCCACCGACUGGAGAUCAAGGCCACGGCCCUGGCCGUAUGCACUAAUGAUUCACAGAAGAAGAAGAGGAGACGACGGUACCGAUCGUAGGUGUUGUCUCCUUUGUUGCACUGCGACGUUUCCCUGAUAAAUAAAUUGUAUUUGGAUAAGAAAUAAUGUUCGGACCAGCCGCUAUGAAUCUACAAAUUAUCCCAUAAACGGCGUACAAUGAUAUAAGAUCGUCUCGAUGAUCUAUUACGAUCGCGCUAUGGUGUUGAUUGUUGUUGGCAAUAUAUGAGCUAAGACCUGUCCGUGGUAGUUAUUAUUGUCCUCCUCUCC